AUGAGCUCGCCGUCGUCGCUACGGUGCUCCUCCAGCCACACAACCACCGUGCUCACAGGCCCUUGGCCCCGCCUGCGCCCGCGCGUGGCCUGGUCGCACGCCCGCUCGCCCGCUCACCGCGCCUCCCGCUCGCCUUUCCGCAGCCGCGCCGGACCUUCCCUGCUCGCGCGUCCAAGCCCCGCCCCGCGGCUCUGCUCCGCCAGCGCCGCCGCCCGUGCAGACCACCGCUGCCUCGCGCCACCGCUGCCUGUCGCCCCUGCGCUGCUUGCGCUCUCGCGCGCCUCGUCUGUGCCGCGGCCCCGCACCCUCGCCCCCGCACGCGCCCACGACCGCGUGUGGCCGACGCUGCCCGUCCCCUGCUGCGGCUCUGCUCCGGCCAAGCCGCCGCACGCCGUCGCUCGCCCCGCCUCCGCAGCUCCAACGCCCGCGCGCCGCCGCCCCCUGCGGUCGCCUCCGCCUGCCGCGGUCGACCGGCGAGCCUCGCCCCGCCGCGCCGGGCUACGGCCUCCGCCAGCGCUCCCUGUUGCCCCGUUCGGGUGCACGGGCGCCCACGCCCGCAGCGCCCGUUAA
This is a messenger RNA of Aegilops tauschii subsp. strangulata, 570 nucleotides long. The record is from RefSeq and is a predicted model, not a curated record. Lineage: Eukaryota; Viridiplantae; Streptophyta; Magnoliopsida; Poales; Poaceae.